Molecule: messenger RNA, 357 nt
Organism: Macrosiphum euphorbiae (potato aphid)
Lineage: Eukaryota; Metazoa; Arthropoda; Insecta; Hemiptera; Aphididae
Source: the annotation of a GenBank genome assembly
AUGCCACGAAAAUACGUCCGAAAAACAACUAAAGGUAGUUGGAGUACCGAAGACUUAGUAAAAGCCAUAAAUGUUGUUACUAAUAAAGAGAUGAGAAUGCGUAAGGCUGCUAAAAAAUUCAAUAUACGAUACAGCACUCUUCAAGAAAGGAUAAACCGCAGUAAUUAUCAACCACCAAGAUUAGGUGGUACGUCAGUGUUCUCAUCAUCAAAUGAACAAGAAAUUGCUGAUCAUGUAAUUAAACUAGCUAAUCUUUUUUAUGGUCUGACCCCAUUACAACUGAGAGCAGCUGCCUAUACAUUUGCUGUACAAAAUUAUAUUAAAAACAAAUUUAAUCAUCAUCCUGGCUGGUGUUGA